AUGCGCCUCAUAAUAGGCCGACAACAGGGCUGGGGUACGCAGUUCUCCUAUGAGCUUCUUGAGGCGGGACAACUUGGAAACGAGUUCGGCUUCUUCGGCGUCAACCAUCAAGUCAACGAGGAGGGCGAAGGGAUAUUUUAUCGGCCUGACAUGGUAUUCUCCUUCGGCCCUCCCCUAGAUCCCGAGGAAAUAUUGAACGUAUACCAUGGCGUACUUGCUGCGUGGGCCUUCUUCCAAGACCGUCGCCGUCGCCCUGCCGCCCUACAACACAUCCGGCGAAUGCACCUCGACUUGACCCGGGGCAAUUUUACUGGAUCUGAACAAACCCUGGUCGCAACGAGUCCUCUAGCCGGGACAGACGGGUCGGAAUUUGUGGAUCCGCUUCUGGAGCUCAUAGGAACUAGUCUUCCAAACCUUCAAUACCUGUCCCUGGCCUUCAACGGCUGGCCACCCGAGACGCGUCAGGAGCCGUCAGGGUGGGGCGAAGGCUUUCCUGCGAUUCUCGGCGCACCGCCGCAGAACCUGGACCACUGGCUUGAUCGUCUGCUCGCGAUACCUCCUUUGACUCGGCUGAGGCUGCGUUUGGUCGUAAACAUACCCAACGCCAAUACUUAUGUUCGCUUAGCCACUCAUUCCGCUGUAUUACGUGCUAUACAUUUCUUGAGGACGGUACGAGAUAACUUGUUGAUUAAUGGGACCGCACUUGGUGCAACGGGCAUCACAUUCCGUGUUGAGUAUACUACGCGCGGUAAUACGGUAUUCGAGAGUGACGACACUUGGGAUGCCACAACGAGGUCCCAUACGAGCCAUCUGGAUGAUGAUGAUGAUUAUAUUGAUGACCCGUUCUGA
Messenger RNA from Diaporthe amygdali, 849 nucleotides. RefSeq lists its product as uncharacterized. The transcript has 2 exons. The record is from RefSeq and is a predicted model, not a curated record. Bases 1 to 849 code for a protein of 282 amino acids. Lineage: Eukaryota; Fungi; Ascomycota; Sordariomycetes; Diaporthales; Diaporthaceae.